Anneissia japonica is the source of this 1964-nucleotide messenger RNA. RefSeq names its product suppressor of SWI4 1 homolog. Gene Ontology annotation, biological process: ribosomal large subunit assembly; rRNA processing. Lineage: Eukaryota; Metazoa; Echinodermata; Crinoidea; Comatulida; Comatulidae. Gene Ontology annotation, molecular function: rRNA binding. The transcript has 13 exons. The coding region runs from base 412 to 1857 and encodes 481 amino acids. The record is from RefSeq and is a predicted model, not a curated record. Gene Ontology annotation, cellular component: preribosome, large subunit precursor.
ACGUGUCGCACUGUUUACUCCAAAUCAGAAACAUCUAGUUGGGCUAUACUUUAAGACCGAAGGUCAAAACAUAACAAUCCAUAAAAAUCCUAACCAAAAUUAGGAAGUGUACCAACUCACAAAGAUUUCUUACUCUUUUUCUACUACUACUAGGGCCUAGUCUGGGUCCUAGUUAGGCCUAGGCUAGAAGGCUUGGAUUGGAAAAAGGUCGUCGGUUGUUGGAGAGACUCGCCGGAAGGGAAGAGUGCUCAAUCGUGUGGCGCCGUGGUCUGCUGCUGUUCUGGCAGUAAAAGGUCGACGCUAUAGGCUUGGCCUGGCUAGGCCUAAGUAAUCUGUGGGACGUCAGGACUCAAUAUUUAGAUUUUCGCUCAACUUUGUAAUAUAAUACACCUGCAAGAAUUAUAAACAACCAUGGCGAGAAAAAAACAGGGACGGAGUAAGAAAAAAUCGAAGAUAAUGAAAGUAACAAAUCAAGAGAGCUCUGUAAAAGGGCCACACACAUUUGUCUUCCAACGUGGUACAGUUGGUAAAAACGUUCAACAGCUUGUGUUGGACACACGGCGAAUUAUGGAGCCUUUUACUUCUACUGGACUGAGAGCACGGAAGAAAAAUGUGUUGAAGGAUUUCAUCAGUGUUGCUGGUCCACUCGGCGUCUCUCACUUGCUCACUUUCUCAAAAACGCAAACCUCUGUGAACAUGAGAAUCAUACGCCUUCCUAAAGGACCCACCAUAACAUUUAAAGUUAAACAGUAUUGUCUUAUCCGUGAUGUAGUUUCGCAGUUAAAACGCCCCAACAUGUACGCAUCCCAGUUUCGUCACCCGCCGCUAUUGGUUCUCAACAACUUCAACAGUGAUUCAAUGCACAUGAAACUCAUGGCAACUAUGUUUCAGAACAUGUUCCCAUCAAUCAACGUACACACAGUUAAAUUGAACACAAUUCGUAGGUGCGUGCUUCUGAACUAUGACCCAAACACAAACUUGAUUGAGCUGCGGCACUACUCUAUUAAAGUGGUCCCAGCUGGUAUGAGUCGCAGUGUCAAGAAACUGUUACAAACCAAAGUACCAAACUUAAGUAGAUAUACUGAUGUCAGUGAGUACUUUACCAAUGCUGGUAAUUUAUCUGAAAGCGAGGCUGAGCAAGAUGGCCCCCACAACGAAGUAAAUCUUCCACAAUCAAUUGGUAGCCGAGGCAACAUGACAGCCGAGAAGAGUGCCAUUAGGUUGGUUGAGAUUGGACCUCGUAUUCAAUUGCAACUUGUUAAGAUUGAAGAAGGUGUUUGCAAUGGAGACAUCAUCUACCAUCAAUUUGUAAAGAAAACGGAGGAGGAAAUUGCUGCUGCAAAAACGGCAAGAGAAAAGAAAAAGUUAUUGAAGGAUAAAAGGAAGAACAAACAAAAGAUGAAUGUAUUACAAAAGAAGGAAUUGAGAGAAAAACACAAGGAGAAAUCAAUUCUAGGAAUGCAGAAGAAAAAGGAGCAAGAAGAGAAACAGGAUUCAGAUGCUGACAGUAUUGAAGCAGUCUCUAUGACCAAAGUAGAUGACGCAGGUGGUGACGAGGAGGAUGAUGAAGAUGAUGCCGAGUACUACAGACGUGAGGUCGGACAAGAACCCGAGCAGGGGUUGUUCCAGAAACGAACUCAGAUGGGGCUAAAGCGUAAGAAACAGGAUGAAAGUGCACCGAAGAGCAGUAUCAAGAGAUUUAAAAGCCAGAGAAAGAAAACAGCUCCUGCAAAUAAACGAGACAAACGCUCAAUUGGUAUGCCAAGUUCUAACACACAGCGGACUGGCUUUAAAGUUAAGAGAAGCAACUCUUCCAAAAAGUCAUUCAAAUUCAGGAAAACAAAGGGUGGUAGAUAAUUAAAGCCUAUUUAGAAAUGUGUGCCUCUAUUGUGAUUUUUUUUUAUCAGAGUAGUUUAAAGAUUGCUGGUUAUAAGAUAAAAAUAAAUCCUCAUUUAUAUGAACAU